AUUUCCUUGUCUGACAUAUGCGAAGCAAAGGGAAGAACCGAUUGAUCGUGCGGAGAUACAAACUGAAUAAAUAUAAUCACCUUUCUGACGGAGAAAACACGCCAUUCCUUUGAAUUAUAAAUGAUAUACAUGCACAAUAUCACCCGGGUACCUUAAUGCUACAUUUCGCAGCCGUGUUGCAUCUGUGUUUGUUUAGCUAGCUGUUAUCACGUCGCUAUCUGACUGCAGCCCCCUGCUCUCCAAACACACCGCCUUUGUGGCUAUGAGUACGGAUUUACUAUCUGAUUUGGACAGUCGUUUCUUCGCCGAUAACCUCCUGACAAGCGAAGACUGGGAUGCCUGCCUGUACCAGUGUGAGAGCAUGGAGGAGGGAGAGGACGCAGACGUCAGCCGAGGGUUGAAAUACGAACCAUCGUUUGACAAUGACCUCGUGCUCACCCUCGAUCCUGACAACCCCACGUCGCCAUGGCAACACCUUGAUGACAACCGUCUCACAGGGGAAACUCCUGUGAUCAAAAAUGAAAUGACCAUCACUCAGCCGUUACCAGUGGAAAUGUUGUUCCAGGUGAAAGCAGAGCCUCCCUCUCCUGCAUCCUCACUCAGUUCUGAUUGCUCUGCAUCAUCCCCAGACCCACAGAUCACAGUUAAAGGUGAAAACCCUCCGACUCCUCCGUACAUGUACGGAGACGUGCUGUCUCCUCCGCUGGGGUCCUUGGAGGUCACCGUGGCAACGUCAGCUGUACCCCCACCACAGACGCAGCUACACACGGCGUUACCAACACAUAUCCCAGCAGUCAUCAGUGGAAUACAGACGCAGGCUGCAGGUUCGGCCACAUUAAAGGCCAGCUCCAUCCUGAGCACCAAACCUCCCAUCCAGCCCAGACCAGUGUGUGUCACCACCCUCCCUGUCCCCCAGACCCUCACUCCGCCAAAGACCCUCAUACUGCAAGGCCUCCCCUCCAUGGACCAGAACAGACCUGUCGUCUUGUCUCAGUCGGUCUGCCUUGGUUCAGCUCCGGCCAUUGUCAAAAUGGAGCCCGUCUCUCCCAGCAUCCCCCAGCACUGCUCCAGCCCCACAGCUCCGCCCGCCAGCAAACCCAUCGUCCCGGUGACGACAACGUUACCUGGCAACAACUCCAACGACAUCGAUAUGAAGGUGCUGAAGCGGCAGCAGAGGAUGAUAAAGAACCGGGAGUCGGCCUGCCAGUCGAGGAAGAAGAAAAAGGAGUACCUGCAGAACCUGGAGGGUCAGCUCAGGGAGGCCCAGCAGGAGAACGAACGUCUCCGCAGAGAAAACCAGGCGCUGAGGGAGAGACUGGCGGGGAAAGAGGGCAGUGACUCUGCGAGCAACAAGAGAGCCGUGUGUGUCAUGGCCGUCCUGCUGUUCAUGACCUUCAGCUUCGGACCCGUCAGCAUCACAGACAGGAAGCUGUCGGGCCUACAGGACGGCGUGGUGUCGUAUACGGGACGACGACUGCUGGAGAUCGAACAGCAACAACAACAACAUCGGCAGCAGCAGGCGGCGGCUCAGCCUCUGAGUCCAGAUGAGGACAAAACAGAGAUGGAGGAGGACGGAGGAGACGAGGUUGCAGAGUCGUAUCAGUUCAGGAACCUGAGUGACGUGUUCAGUGACAUGAAGGAUCUGGUGCUGCAGGACAUCGAUCGUUACUUCAGCUCCUCAGACUGCAGACAGUUCAACCGCUCAGAGUCUCUCAGGCUGGCAGAUGAGCUGAGAGGUUGGGUCCACCGACAUCAGAUCGACAGGAAGAAGUCUGGAGGAAAACCAAAAAUCGCCAAGAAGGCCAAGAUCGCACAGAAAGCUCAGCUGAGAAAGACUAACUUCUCCAGAUAUCUGCCGAUCCAGGCUCACCGCUCCAUAGAGAGUCAGCUGCAGGUGCUUCCUGGUCCUGAGGUCACCUACAGCGACUUCCUGGACGCCAUCGACCGCCGAGAGGACACUUUCUACGUCGUCUCUUUCAGACGGGAUCACCUGUUGUUACCGGCCAUCAGCCACAAUAAAACCAGCCGACCCAAAAUGUCUCUGGUGAUGCCGGCCAUGUCUGUGAACGAGAGUCUGUAUAACUCCUCUCAGGGCUACGAGAUGAUGAUGCAGGUCGACUGUGAGGUCAUGGACACCCGCAUCGUCCCCAUCAAGUCCUCAGCCGUCCCGCCGUCUCUCCGCGACCCGCCUCGGCCUCCGCCCUCUUCCUCCCACCACAAUCACCAUCACCAUGGCAACCACACCUCACUGAGAGGGCGCCACCACCAUCACCCCUCCUCCUCAUCAUCUCCAAGGCAACCUUUACCCGCCCGCCGACAGACGGCGGAAUAUUUGAUCAGCCAAUCAGAAGGGGUCUGAUGAGAAGAAAAUGAGAAGAAGGCGGCGAUGGAAAACAGAGAGAUUAAUUAACAAUUAAACAUUCAAGCCUUCAGACGGACAUCUUUUAAAAUGACUUCAUCAUCCCUCCGACAGGUAACACAAUUCUCUUCUCUCUGGCAAAGUUUCAUGCAGUUUUCUGGAAACCGAAAAUUCAAGGAAACCUCCAUAAAAAAUGAUUUUAAUCAGUAAUUCAAGGUGUUAUUGUUUAAAAGCCGUUAACAGAGCCGUUAGUGUCCCAAACACAACCUCCUCGUUCAGAUUUUGGCAUUGAAAACGUAAAUAAAAGCCUAUAGAAGAUAAUGUCUUAAUAUAUAAGAGUAUAUUCCUAAAGGUUGGAGGCAGACCCAGCAGCAAACCGCACUUUUAAUAUGUAAUUGAGAAAGUGUACAGUUUGUGUGAAGCGUGGAGGACGGGAAGCUGUCCGGGUGCUUUCUGUGGCGCUGAAGUGAUUUUAAGUCCAAACCUUUAACAAACUGUCACUGGCCGUCUCGGCCGACAGGUGGCGCUGCAGAGCUGCACAGUUACACGUUAAAAAGAAAACUACAUAUUUGUGAUGAUAAAUAUUUUUCUGCAUUUCAACAAAUCAUCUGUUCUAGUUCAUUCAGAGUUCAGCAAUAAAGCAGUUUAUUCACAAUGGAAGCUAAAGUUGUAACUGUGUAGCUCCAGCAGGACGAACUGUUUCCCCUCGACACUGAUGGUCCGGCUCUCUGCAGCGUUCUGUGGACUUGUUUGUGUUGUUGUGACUUCAUGCAGCAGGAAACGUGUCGUCUGGAGGCUCCAUGAAGCUGACGGCUGCCGCAUGAAGCUGGAUCUUAAUGACAGCGGGAGAAAAUGUAUCUACAAGAGGGAUAUAAUACAGUCGAACUAACGUUACACAAUAUAUCAGUAUCCGUCUAUAUUAUUUAAUAUUGUGAUUAACACAUGCAGUGGUGGACAAACUCUGUAACGGAGACACUUCUUAAUCAAACAUAUCGUUUUCUCAUUAACCAUCGGCCAACAUGUGGAUAUUGAUCCGCUUUGAAAUAAACAAUAUUUUUUUAGUUUUAACAUCUAUUCAUUCCCAACAGAAGCUGUAACAGCUGAAACCUUUUGUUGCUCCACGUUGAGCCUCUGCUAACAAACAGAAACUGAAGCAAGUAGUCGGUCGAUUAGUGAAUCAGUUGGAAAUGCAAAGAUUAUAGUAGGAAAAAGUACUUUUAAUCAAGUAAAAGAUGUAAUUUGGCGACAAUAAAAUACUCAUCAGUGUCAUUUACUGUCUCCAAGGAUAUGUUUAUGCCUGAUAAUCUUCAUACAUGCGUAAAUACAUGUACGUAAACCUACACACACUGAAUAUAGAGGGUAAAACAACUUGAUCAAGGACUCCUGGUGGUUUUGUUUCCAGCACACGAAACACGUCAGUAGAUCACUUCAUGUGACAUCUCUCACAUUUAUUAUUCAUGUCUGUUUUUUAUAGAAAAAGGUUAUUGUUUUUGAAUAGGGAUUAUUUAAAAGUUGUAAAUAUCAAUGUUCCCUCUGUAGAUAUUUUGUUCGUUUUUGUCACCUUUUUAUAUAUUUUUUUUUCUUUCUUUGUCUUUUGAUUUUUUUGACAACAAAAAGCAAAAGAAAAAAAACAAUUAAAGAAAGAAAGUUUGAUGAUGAGCCUUGCUGGGGGAAAACGGACUGAUGUUGAAUUAUAUCAUUUUUUAUUCUUGUGUUCAGUUCAGUGAAGCAACCUUCACUCACUUUGUGCUCAUAGUAUGAACUCAGGAAUGUCUGUCCUGAUAAUACCACAUAUUUAUGGAAAUAUAUACACAGAUUUCUUUUAUUGUACAGAAUAGACUUUACCCAGUUCAGUUCAUAAACUGUAUUUACAGUAUAUAUGAUCAGUUUUGUUUUUAAGAAAAUACCGAAACCAUCCCAGAAAAAAGAUCAUUAGUGCCAAAACAAGAUACAAUCUUUUUCUUUUUCACUUGUUAAAUGUCUUUAACAUACAAUAUUUAAGAUUUCCUUUGUUUCAUACAAACAAACUUCUUGUCAUCAAAUCUAAAAACUUAAAAAGAGUCACUCCAACAAUUUUACACACAUCAGUUUACUCUGCAUCAUGGGAAAUGUAGGCUCUUCUGUGGAGAGAGCUUUCCAAAGUCUGAAGAAAAGCUGAUGAUGAUGAUGGUUUAACUAAAGAUGCUGUUGAGUUGCAUUAUGGGGAAUGUAGGAUGCAGCGUUUUGUGGGAUCUACGGCACAUAUUUCUUCUUUUUUUAUGGGUCUCUUUAAGUUCCUCCUCAAAUUAAAUGGUUGGAGUGCCCCUUUUUAAGCAAAACUAUAAAACACAACAUUUGACAAUCAAAGAAUUAAAAACUUGAGAUUUACCAUUCACAUAAUUUCCAUUUAGCAAACCUACCUGAAUUGUUUGUAUUUGCUAAUACAAUGUGAAAAAACUGAUUCUGUAAGAGAAGAAUAGUUAAAUUUUCUUUUAAAUUCAUUUAUUUGUUUUUCAGGCAGCUAAGAAACAGUCCGACACACAACUCCUCCAUAAAUUGUGGUUUUUACUCGGACUAAACAAUGCUGUUAGGUGGGUGUCUUUUUGCUAAACUAGGCUAACCGCCAUACAGUUUGGUUUUGAUCUGAACAUGUAACUCAGCAGGAAAGCGAAAAAGUGUAUUCCCCAAAAUGUUGAACUAUUACUUUAACUACUACUAACUUUAUCAGUCUUUAUGUUUUGGCUCUGGUUUCCAUUUUGUUUGUUUGUUUCGUCUGUUGUCUCCCGCCGGCUGCACUGCACGCUCUUCCUCCAUGUCUGGAAAAAAAAAAAUAUGCUUUUGUUUUUUGUCUCUUUUUCUACUGAUUGAUUGAAUUUGUUAGUUUUAUUGUAAAGAAAUGCAAAGAUGAAAAAAAAAAAAAAGUGUAUACGUAUGGUGGGAAACAGCUGAGUCAUGUUCUGAUGAAACAUCGCAGUUUUUUUCCUGUUUAAGGAAACACAGAUUAUAUGCAAAUGUUUUGGGCAAUAAUGGCAAUAUUUCUCAUCUGGUGGGUGGUUCUGACUGACGGGAGAAGAGUUUUACUUCCUGCCUGAAACAAUUGAGGAAAUGCAUUUUUGUGAGUUUUGACUCACUGUUAGCAACUAAUGGUUAUUUUUAUUAUUCAUUAAUUUGUCUGGUAUUCUUUCAAUACAUUGUUUACUUAUUUGGGUCAUAAAAUGUCAUAACAUAUUUUUUUUUUAAAUUGCAAUUCAAAUGUCCCAACGCUCAAAUUGACGUGUAGGUUUUGUGAAGACGAAGCAGAAAAAAAAAAAGCAAACAGUGACCGAAUUAAUCAAAAUAGAUGCAGAUUAAUUCUUCUGUUGAUAAACUAAUCCAAUAAGCGACUAAUCAUUGAUGCAUGAGAUAAAAUCAAAGUAUUCCAAGUUAGCAGAGAGUCCUUGGAUCAUAACUGAUUUGUAAACUGGAGUUUUAAUAAUUUUCUUUGCGCUUAAAGCAGAAAAACAAGGAAGACAUUUCACACAAAAUCAAUAAAAAAAUCUAAAUGUGAUGUUUUGAUUGAGGCAAAUCUUUGUUUCAGAUCCAGUUAAAAAUCAGUCAACAUGUCAGAUAUUCACUUGUCUCAUGUUUGUUUUUUACUCUCCCACAGCAUGACUAAAGGUAACGAUGUAAAUAUAGUAAAUACAGUACACCUUUUGUUUUUUUAUUUAAAUAUGUAAAUACAUCUUUCUAAUUCCAUCCUCCCUGAUGAAAUGACACAUCUGAAUUUCUGCCUUUUAUGUUUGUAGGAAAUAAAACGUUGAAUUUGAUAAAGAUAUAAUAAACUAAUGCUCCGUG
This is a messenger RNA of Cottoperca gobio, 6172 nucleotides long. It is a transcript of the gene atf6b, whose product is annotated as activating transcription factor 6 beta. Gene Ontology annotation, biological process: endoplasmic reticulum unfolded protein response; regulation of transcription by RNA polymerase II. Lineage: Eukaryota; Metazoa; Chordata; Actinopteri; Perciformes; Bovichtidae. Gene Ontology annotation, molecular function: RNA polymerase II cis-regulatory region sequence-specific DNA binding; DNA-binding transcription factor activity, RNA polymerase II-specific. Gene Ontology annotation, cellular component: nucleus. The record is from RefSeq and is a predicted model, not a curated record. The transcript has 17 exons. Bases 263 to 2359 code for a protein of 698 amino acids.